CAGCAGCAGUGCGUACGGAGGCUCACGAGGUCCUGGUUCCUCCAGGAUUCCCUUGGAACAUUGGCGGGCAGAGCUCGGUUCUAAAUCAAGAGUUGAGAAUCCGAUGGCAUGGCUUUAAUUACCUUGCGGAGGAACCUGUGUCAUUUAUCUGAUUUUAGGAUACAUGGAGCUCUGGCUGCUCUGAAAACUCAACCUGUAAAUCAUGUUCACAAGGUAGUCAAGGAGCAUCUGUGCCCAUGGUUCUGCUCACUACAGCCUGGGCUUUUCAGGGUCAGGUUCCAUCAUGCCUAUUGUAAACAGUUCCAUUCGGAAAAUGGAAAUGACCUUCAUUCAGUUGGUGAGCCAGUGUUCUCUCAAGUACACGAUUGGGACAGUUUUGAACAAAAUCUCAAAAUGGCGGACGAACAGAUAUUUUACAGGAGACUGAACAACUUCACUACAUUGGAAGAAUUGCUAAGUUUCAUAAGCACGCUGCAAUCUUUGCCUGAUACUCUGGCAGCAGGAGCCUUACAAAGGAUUUGUGAAGUGGGGAAAAAAGAGGGUGAUCAGAGGCUGCCAAAGGAAAUAUUGGAGAAUCCCGUCUUUCAAGCUUUAUGUGUUCAGUUUGAACAGGAGCCCUCAAAUCUGUCCAACACUGGUUUGGUGACUGCUUUGCAAGCCCUUGCUCUGUUGCCUGUGGAUCCCCAAAGUAGCUUGUUACAGAAUCUGGUAGCAGAAUGCCAACGUCGUCUCGGAAGGGGUAGCCUGGAAGUCCACAGUCUCUGUGUUCUUGCCGAAAGUCUGCUUAAACUACAAGAUCCAGGUUGUAAGACACUAGACCUGAUUAUACAACAACUGCAAGGUGAAAAGCUGGAAGAAUUUACCCCCGAGGAUAUUGUGGCCCUUUAUAGAAUACUGCAGAUGUGUACUGAAAAAGUGGACCAACACCAGACAUUUCUAAAUAAGAUAAACAGCUUUUCUCUGUCGAUAGUUUCCAACCUGAGUCCUGAAUUGAUAAGCCAAAUGCUCACUGCCCUAGUGGUUCUCGAUCAAACUCAGGCACUUCCUCUGGUUAUAAAAUUGGGUAAAUACGCUGUAAGGCAUAUCCCUAAUUUCACCAAUGAAGAACUCGGGAAAGUCUUGGAUGCUUUCAUAUACUUUGGGCACCAUGACAGAUUUUUUAUAAAAGCCCUGGAGCAGCAUGUAGUGUCACUGUGUCUCACUUUGGACCCUGAGGUUGUCAGCAAAGUCAUGGGGUACUGCAGUAGAAAACAGAUCCUUUCAAAACCUAUCAUGGAUGUGGUGGCGGAAGCUUUUGUUUGCCAUUCAGAAAAAUUUUCACCUAGUCAGAUUUCUGAGUUGAUUGAACCAUUUGGAAAACUCAAUUAUUUGCCACCAAAUGCCUCUGCUUUAUUUAGAAAGCUAGAAGAUAUAUUAUUCACUCAUUUCAGUUCUUUUCCUCCCAAAACACUCUUGAAACUUCUCCAUUCAUGUUCACUUAUUGAAUGCCAUCCAGUCAACUUUAUGGCAAAAAUAUUCAGCCCUUAUUUUCUUCAACAGCUACAAGGUGAGGAAUCUCACUUGGACAGACUGAGCCUAGCACAACUGACCCAGCUUAUGUUAACCUCGCUCCUAGAGUGCCCUUUCUAUAAGGGUCCAAGACGUCUUCUUAAAUAUCAAGUGAAAUCAUUUCUUACUCCGUGCUGUUCCCUGGAGACACCUGUGGAUUUUCAGCUCUAUAAAUCUGUGAUGAUUGGACUAAUUGACCUUUUAGGAGCAAGACUGUACUUUGCUUCAAAAGUAUUAACACCCUACUAUUACACAAUAGAUGUUGAAAUUAAAUUAGAUGAAGAAGGAUUUGUAUUACCAUUUACAUUUGAUGAAGACGUACAUAAAAGAAUAGCGCUGUGUAUUGAUGGUCCAAAAAGAUUCUGCUUGAAUAGCAGACACUUACUGGGGAAGGAAGCUAUUAAACAGAGACACCUGCGCUUACUUGGUUAUCAAGUUGUUCAGAUACCCUAUUACGAGAUUGAAACUCUAAAAUCGAGAUUUGAAUUGGUGGAAUAUUUACAAAGGAAACUGUUUCCCCAAACCCCUGAUGUUCGUUGGUAACAAGAAGGAACACGGCCUUCAGAACUCACGCUGUGAAAGCGCUUGUGUUUUCAUGUGACUCAGUAUAAGAAGAAGAUGUGACCUGUGAAGCAGCUGCUUUUUAUGGACCUGGGACCUGGGAAGGGUCUGCAGUUUUCCUUAUACCAUGUUUGCAAUUAUUGACGAUGAAUUUAAAAUAAAUUUUUAUUUUUAUUUAAUAAUAGUAUCAUAUAUACUUUUAUACAAUA
Molecule: messenger RNA, 2318 nt
Organism: Artibeus jamaicensis (Jamaican fruit-eating bat)
Lineage: Eukaryota; Metazoa; Chordata; Mammalia; Chiroptera; Phyllostomidae
Gene: FASTKD3
Product: FAST kinase domains 3
Exons: 7
Coding region: 109-2091 (660 amino acids)
Biological process (GO): regulation of mitochondrial mRNA stability; mitochondrial RNA processing
Cellular component (GO): mitochondrial matrix; ribonucleoprotein granule
Molecular function (GO): RNA binding
Source: RefSeq, a predicted model, not a curated record